AUUAACUAGAGAGGGUGUCUGCUGAACAAAUUGUGUGCCAAAAAAUCAUAAAAUAAAUUCCAGCUAUAAAUUUUUAUUUACGUUGGGGCUUCUUUUAAUCCGAUGCAACAAUUCAAUUGUAGCAUGUUAUUUGAGCUGGACCUAGGAAAAAAAUGCCCAAUGAAAGUGUUAUUGCUCCUCCGCCUCAACCACCGUGCCUGCAACCAAAAAACAACACACGGAAAAUCUUAUUUUACAGUCCGACCGGAGGAGAGGAGUGAGAGACCCACACCCGGAUCAGAGGAGACGGAAGGGAGAGCCGCUGAAUAAAUUAAUUACAGCAGAGCAGAGCUUCUAGAAGAGAACCAAAGACGAGAGGAAAACUCUCUUAUCUAAAACCUAGAAAGAGUGUGGUUUCAACUUUCUACGAGCUUAAUGCUUCCCUUCAUAUUCCGGACCGAAGACAUAAUUCAACCAACCAUAAAUAUUGAUGAAUAAUUCCUCUUCAUGUUUCAUGCUGCUGCUUUUCAACGUCUCGCAUCCAUCCCUUCGCGAAUUCAUAAUUUCCCUCCAAAUCCCAGCUCUACGAUCUCUCUACUCUUGCAUCAUCAAACCCAGAGCAAAGAAUAUCAACCCUCCAAUGAGCUUCUUGAUUUUGUAGAUCACCUUCUUCAGCAAUGCACCGGUGUUGAUCGCUGCAAACAAAUCCAUACCCAUGUCAUCAUCACUGGUAGCUGUUGCUCUGCUUUCUUGGCUGCCCGUAUUAUAUUCGUCUAUGCUCGUUUUGGCCUCCUCUUUGAAGCUCAAAAAGUAUUUAACAGCGCCCCUUUUGAGGGCGUGUCGAAUUUGCUUUUGUGGAAUUCAAUUUUGAGAGCUAAUGUUUCUAAUGAGUACUACGAAAAUGCCCUUAAACUGUAUGUUAGAAUGAGAAGGACAGGAGUUUUAGGCGAUGGGUUUACUUUUCCUUUGGUUUUAAGGGCAUGUGCUUCCAUGGGAAAUUCUAGUUUCUGCAAAAUAGUUCAUGGGCAUGCCUUAGAAAUGGGUUUUCAGAAUCAUCUUCAUGUUGCCAAUGAGUUGAUUGGCAUGUAUGCUAAACUGGGUCAAAUGGGAGAUGCGCACAAUGUGUUUGAUAGAAUGGGUGUAAGAAGCCAUAUUUCUUGGAAUACGAUGGUUUCGGGUUAUGCCUUGAACUAUGACUGCAACGGAGCUCUUGAGAUUUUUAAAAGGAUGCAGUCUGAAGGGGUGGAGCCAAAUCUUGUGACGUGGACAUCAUUGAUGUCAAGCCACGCACGUUCUGGUUGGCACAAGGAAGCUAUGGAGCUGUUUGAUUUGAUGAGGAUGAGAGGAAUUGAGGUGAGUGCCGAAGCACUUGCUGUGGCAUUAUCAGUUUGUGCUGAUUUGGGUGCAUUUUGUAGGGGUAAGGUGAUUCAUGGAUAUGUCAUUAAGGGAGGGUUUGAAGAUUACUCAUUUGUAAAGAAUGCAUUGUUAUGUAUGUAUGGUAAACAUGGAGAUGUAAAUAGUGCGAAUAACUUGUUUCUGGAAAUAAAAAAUAAGAGCUCAGCAAGUUGGAAUGCCUUGAUAACAUCACAUGCAGACGCUGGUUUAUGUGAUGAGGCUCUUGAAAUAUUUUCACAGAUGGAGAGAUUAGAAGAUUGUCCAACAUUGAGGCCAAAUGUUGUAAGUUGGAGUGCUGUAAUUGAUGGUUUUGCUUCCCAGGGGCGAGGAGAGGAAGCUUUGGAACUUUUUCGAAGGAUGCAGUUUGCUAAAGUAGUGGCAAAUGCUGUGACAAUUUCUACCAUUUUAUCAGUUUGUGCAGAAUUACCAGCUCUGCAUCUUGGUAGGGAAAUCCAUGGCCAUGUGAUUAGAGCAUUGAUGGACAAAAACAUUCUGGUGAAAAAUGGCUUGGUUAAUAUGUACACAAAGUGUGGAUGUCUCAGAGAAGGGCACACAGUAUUUGAGAAAAUUGAGAAGAAAGAUAUAAUCUCAUGGAACUCUAUGAUCACAGGGUAUGGGAUGCAUGGACUUGGGGUAAAUGCUCUAGAAACUUUUGAUCAAAUGAUUAAAUUGGGAUUCAAGCCAGAUAAGGUUACCUUUGUUGCUAUCAUUUCUGCUUGUAGUCACGCUGGACUUGUUCCUGAGGGUCGUAGGCUUUUUGAUCUGAUGCUUAGGGAAUAUCAGAUUGAACCCCAGAUGGAGCACUAUGCUUGCAUGGUUGAUCUCCUGGGCCGUGCAGGGUUAUUAAAAGAAGCAAGUGAAAUUGUCAAAAAUAUGUCACUAGAGCCCAAUGCUUGUGUCUGGGGUGCUCUUUUGAACUCUUGUAGAAUGCACAAAAAUACAGAAGUUGCAGAAGAAAUCGCCUCCUAUAUGUUUAGUCUCAACCUGCAUGAAACGACAGGGAAUUACAUGCUGCUUUCUAAUAUAUAUGCUGCAAGUGGUAGAUGGAAGGAUUCUGCAAGAGUGAGAACCUCAGCAAGAACAAAGGGUUUAAACAAGUAUCCUGGACAAAGUUGGAUUAAGGUUAAGAAAAAUGUUCAUGUGUUCUCUGCAGGGAACAACAUGCAAAACGGUUUGGAGCAAGUUUCUGGGAUUCUUGAGGCAUUGACACUACAAAUGGAGAGUGAAGAACAUGUUUAUGGUAAUAAUAUCAUUCCACAAGACGUAGAUGAGGUAACCAGACUGAUGAUGUGGGGAUGAACAAAAAUGCUAGCUUUGCUAGUUUUAUUUUUGCAAUAGCUUGAAUUAGAGUUUAUCUCACUUCAAAAUUAGUUAGGAUUGACCAUAACAUCAAUACAUUUUCUUUAUUGUUCUUUUAUGGGGCCAAGUUUCAUGUAACUACUGUUAAUCAACGACUAUACGACUAAUGAGAAGUGGCUGAUUGUUGAUUUGUUUUACUGUGUAC
Manihot esculenta (cassava) is the source of this 2878-nucleotide messenger RNA. Its product is annotated as putative pentatricopeptide repeat-containing protein At1g17630. Gene Ontology annotation, molecular function: protein binding; RNA binding. The record is from RefSeq and is a predicted model, not a curated record. Gene Ontology annotation, biological process: RNA modification. The transcript has a single exon. NCBI's taxonomy places the organism in Eukaryota, Viridiplantae, Streptophyta, Magnoliopsida, Malpighiales, Euphorbiaceae. Bases 487 to 2673 code for a protein of 728 amino acids.